GCACAGUUGCGUCAUUCAGCUGACAGUCACAAAAUAUUUUGCAUAUCACAAGCUGAAGUUAAUGCGAAAACACAACUUAAUAACAAGUUAAUGAUAUUACGCCAUUUUCGAUUCGCUACAGUUUUUAGAUUUGAUCCAAGAAGAGGAAAGCAGUGUGAGUGGCCGCAGCUGAACUGGAACAAGCCAAUGAUUGCUACUUCCCGAGUACGUGCUAAAUAGUUCUUAGUGGAGAUCGGUAGACGUAAAUUCUUCGGGAAAGUUCUGGAAGUUUCUUUUCUGGAUCACGGUUGUUGAGUCCUUUCAAAGGCUUUCUGGAUCAUAUUGUGCAUCCCAUUGUGGUAUCCGGGAAAGACAGAAGGUUUAAUAGUGUUGCAGAGGGACGCAAUCAUGGCCGCUGUUCGACAAUAUUACUGCUAUCAGUGCAUGAACCAGACCCAGGCGGAUUCAGCUACGUUUACCUGUCGUCGGUGUGGAGGAGGAUUCAUCCAGGAAAUGCCUGAUGAUCCGUUCCCUCCUCCGCGCGAUAACAUUGCUGGCGAUCAGCCAAAUCGGCGCGUUACAUCCACUGGCCCUCGCGCCAAUGGAUCAGGGCCGCAGGGAGAUUUUUUCCGACCGAUGGGCAUGAGAAUGCAGUUUCCAAAUCAGCAGAGUGGAAUGCCGCCUGGUGGGAAUUUUCCUGCGGGAAUACGGCCAAACAUGGUGUCGGCACGCAGUACAUCUGUACCAGGGCAUAAUCCGCGCCCAUUCAUUCAAGGCCAAAUGACCAUCACACAGCAUGUGCCGGUGCCGGAAGGCAUGGGCCAGGCUUACAAUGCCCAGCGUUCAAUGUCCUUCCCCAUGGGCCAGCCGCGUCCUCCUGUACUCCCCGGCCAAAUGCAGUUUGUUCCUGGCCCUCCGCCCAUGAUGCACGUGCCCCAGCAAUGGCAACCGCGGAUGAUGAGCAUUCCAGUGGCCGAGAUGGCUCCUGGAGUGCCGGUUCCCAUGGCCCCGAUGAUGCCGCCGCCCGCUGGAAUGCCUCCCAUGAUGCCGCCGGGAGGCGUAGGUCCACAGCCUCAAGUUACCAUUCCACUACAGAUGCCGUUUUUUCGGCCAGCUAAUAUGAAUCCGAACAUGAAUGCUAGUAUGAAUCCUAACAUACACCCCAAUGUGAACCAUCAAGGACAAGUGCCUCCUUCCUUGGCCUCACAGGGCCAAGAAGCGCAGGCGCAGGGCCAGCAAGAUGGACUACUCUUGGUUGGAGUGGGAACUGAAGAAAAUGGACAGCCGAAUAUUCAAAACGUGUUUCAAAUCUUCGGCGGACCUUUUAAUAACAUAAUGGAAAAUUUGGAGGAAGCUGUUACGACACUUCUCAACCAACUUGCGCAGCACGGUGGCGCACCGCCUAUUACGCAAGAGGAUGUUGACCGAAUUCCCACGCAGGCAGUGACAAAGGAAAUGGUUGGUGAAAAUAAAUCUUGUUCUAUCUGCCUGGAAAAUUUCAACGUUACGGAGCCUUUCAAAGAAUUAGCUUGUACACAUCAGUUCCACGGAUCGUGCAUUGACCGUUGGUUGUUAAUUCAUGGAAAUUGUCCCAUCUGUCGAGCUCAUUUCGGACCGGAAAAUAAUAACCAGAACGCUGCUGAAGGAGUGUGGAUGCAGCAGUUUGCUGAUGCUGUUGCCGGCAACAAUGCGGGACUAGUGCAGCACAUUCCUAACGUCAUCCCGCACAUUCAUAUUCGUCCAGCUCAACAGCAACUGCCACCGCGCGGCCCUAAUUUGUGGUUCGGACAGGGACAGCAGCCGGCAUUUGCUCCGCAACAGCCACAACAGAAUACUACAUUUGCCUUUCAGCCUAUGUAUCAAAACCAGAACAUGGCGCGAGGUGGAAUGGGCGGACCUGUCAGAAUGCAAGAGCCCUUCUUUGCGCAGCAGCAACCUGCCGGUCGUGUGCAAAUGGCUAACUUGGGCGGAUCGUCGGCGAAUCAAGCUCCCAAUGCCCAUGAUGCUGUGGUGUGGAGUGGGCAGGUGUAUCUAAACGACCCGGCCAGACCGACCAUCGUUCUGGACAUGCAGGUUCAUCCGCAACAACCUGGCACAUCGCGACCCGGUGGUGCGGCACGUCCAACCGCUCAGCAGCAACCGCCAAACGCACAACCAAGAGUCGCAGAUCAACACCAGCAAGGGCCACGGAUGGUCAAUCCGGCUAACCCUCAAAAUUCUGGACAAAAUCAGGCAGGGCAAGGUAUUCCCCAAUUUUUGCAGUCUCUGGUUGGGUCUAUCACUCAGGCUUUUCGGCCCCAAGCGUCGUUGCCUGCAAAUGCCAACCCACCAGCCAGAAACGAUGCUGCUACCGCCAGUGGCGGAAAUACUUCGGCCAGUUCCAGUGGUCCUUCAGGGCAAUCUGGCAUUAGUGAUAUGUCGGAAGCUACUUAUACCAGCCCAAACCAACAGUCGGCGAAUCAGCGCGGAAAUCAGCCUCCGAACCGUAACCUGCAGGAUGAUCUGGAUUUUGACUGAGAAUCAAGACUUCUGUAAACAGUUGUGGGUGCUUUGCCUUUAUGAUAGUCAGGCAAAUUUGCUUUUUGGGUGAAAGACAGAUCUUUUUGGUUAUUUGUAUAUACUAUAUAGUUCGUGGAUUUGCCAGCUACUUAACGUGCUGUUUUAUUUUUUUAUAGCUUACGAUCGCAUCCCUUCUGUUAGUUUCCACUACGUACUGACUAUUUCUGACUUUUCGGUACCUCUUACGCUAUGAAAUCGAAAUUACUGAGAGAGUGACAGUUAACUGGCUAAUGCAGU
Messenger RNA from Paramacrobiotus metropolitanus, 2775 nucleotides. RefSeq lists its product as uncharacterized. The transcript has 11 exons. NCBI's taxonomy places the organism in Eukaryota, Metazoa, Tardigrada, Eutardigrada, Parachela, Macrobiotidae. Bases 388 to 2496 code for a protein of 702 amino acids. The record is from RefSeq and is a predicted model, not a curated record. Gene Ontology annotation, cellular component: cytoplasm; nucleoplasm.